This is a messenger RNA of Linum tenue, 726 nucleotides long. The record is from the annotation of a GenBank genome assembly. NCBI's taxonomy places the organism in Eukaryota, Viridiplantae, Streptophyta, Magnoliopsida, Malpighiales, Linaceae.
AUGGAAAGAGAUGAAGAGGAAAAGGGAGAUGAGCAGACUGAGGAGGAGUGGCCACAUUUCCCUUGUCUGUCCAAAUUAGAUAUUGAAGAUUGCCCAAAUCUGACUCGGGUACCUCUAUUUCCAACCGUUGAAGGCAGGCUGGUGCUUGAAAGCUGCACAGAGGCACUAGUGCGGACAAUGAAGAUGGAACCAGUAGUAGCUGCUCAUCAUCAUCAUCAUCAUCUUGACUCUCAACAAAGUUCUUCUUCUUUGUUGCUGGGGACUGCCCUUGUCGCUCCGCUAUCUAAGGUGAAGGAAUUGUUCCUCGAGCGUAUGAAGGAGUUGCAAUCUCUACCAGAAGAAGGCCUCCGCAACCUCACUUCUCUUCGAUACUUGUCGAUUCGAGAUUGUCGAAGAUUAACAUCUCUGCCUCCUGCAAUACGAAACCUCGCCUCUCUACGACAAUUAGUCAUCGUUGGGUGUACACGAUUAGCAUCUCUGCCUCCUGCAUUGCGAGACCUCACCUCGUUACGAAGAUUGGACAUUGAGUGGUGUACCCUGUUGAGAGAAAGAUGCAGAAGAGGGGAGGGUAAAGAUUGGCCCAACAUUUCCCACAUCCCUGUGAUAUAUCUGAACGGAGAGGCGCUCCAGGGUUCAGGUUGGCCAAUCUACACUACUACUGCAUUUUAUUUUUCUUGUUUUUUUUUUAUAAAAGUGAUCUCAUUUGAUAUCUUUGUGAUGUCGUAG